AUGAAUCAGUUUCGUUUACUCAUUGUUAUUGCUCAGUUUUUCCUCGUGUUCAUCCCAACAAAUGGUAUGACUUGCGACGGAAAUGGUGACAGAGUUGGUGACCCAGCAGAUUGCUUCAAUGCUCUCGAGUAUAUCUACGCGGCCCUUCCAAAUUCAGGCUGUGCAAUUGCUGGAUCAUGCGCAAUGAUGCCGCUUACUGGAAGCUACCAUAACCUGAUUAGUCCGGAGGCGGCCCCGCCGUACACCUUGGAAGAAGUUGAGGCAUCAUAUGAUGGCCUUUUCGGUCAUUAUUGUGAAGGCUAUGUCAGUCCAAUCACGGCUGCCGCCGAUUGGCCUAAAGACGCAUUCAACUCUGGGUUCCUGUUGGGGACUACGGGUGGACCUGAUCCAACAGAGUGUCCUGAAGCUAUAGCACAACAAAUUGUCGAAGAAAGUAAGGCCUAUAGUGGUCCAUGA
Molecule: messenger RNA, 456 nt
Organism: Melampsora larici-populina 98AG31
Lineage: Eukaryota; Fungi; Basidiomycota; Pucciniomycetes; Pucciniales; Melampsoraceae
Exons: 5
Coding region: 1-456 (151 amino acids)
Source: RefSeq, a predicted model, not a curated record